Messenger RNA from Limulus polyphemus (Atlantic horseshoe crab), 4796 nucleotides. RefSeq names its product two pore potassium channel protein sup-9-like. The coding region runs from base 1069 to 2178 and encodes 369 amino acids. NCBI's taxonomy places the organism in Eukaryota, Metazoa, Arthropoda, Merostomata, Xiphosura, Limulidae. The record is from RefSeq and is a predicted model, not a curated record. Gene Ontology annotation, cellular component: membrane. Gene Ontology annotation, molecular function: potassium ion leak channel activity. The transcript has 2 exons. Gene Ontology annotation, biological process: stabilization of membrane potential; potassium ion transmembrane transport.
AGUACGCAGCUGCGUCACUAUCAGCGGAAAAGCGUUACAUGUAUAACAGAUGGGUGUUCCAGUUGGAGUUUUGCAUCUGUUUUUACGUUUUCGAGCUUCCAAGAAUAAAGUGGUUUCAACUUCCACGUCGUUUUGGUGAUGUAGUAGCUUACGUACUUAGCUUCUUCCAGAUUUCACAACUGUUGUCGGUCUGUUUGGUUUCUUAACAUUUUUCAAUCAGUCUCUACUCGAUAACAGCUAUCGGUGGUUUAUGUUCGGAUAUGUUUAUCGUUUAUGGAAAUAAGCUGAUGAUUCCGUUAGAGAGACACUUGUUUUCAUCCUAAAUUGUGCGUUUUUUGUUCCGAACUUCUGACCGGUUAGCCCAGGUGUCACCCAUACCACGCUGUUUGUUGUCUUAUCUGACUCCUAGUUGAUGUUCACAGUCAAUCUUCAAAAUACGUGUUUAUUGUACCGAUUGAAUACAAUUAGUUUUUUUACUAUAUCAACUGACGUGUCCUGAAUUAACCAGUGAUGUACAUCUAACAUCAACACAAAGCAAGAGGACAAACUGGUGUGUUAACAGACCAUAAGUAAAUAUUAUUACUGUGUUAACUGAUACCUAAUACUCAACGAAUGAUCACACUUUGUUGGGUUUUUUAAAGAAACAACAACAGCUGAUGGUACCGAAUACAAUACUAUUAUUAUACGGAGUUUUCACUCUCAGGAUGAUUGUUAGUCACAAUAACGCCAGCUCAACUGGUUACUUGUGUUAUAAACAAAGAGAAGCUAAAGAGGAAGAAGUUCAUGUAAAGCGCGAUAGACGUUUUCAGUGUUUCCGUCCAGUUAUAAAGAUCUACAACAAAUUAUAACUAUAUCUAUCUAUCUUUUCAUUUAAAAAAUAACAACAACUAGUUAUCAGAAGUUUCUGAAAGCUCAAUAAACGCUGGACUGGAACCUAAACGGCGUUGACACGGUAUGAAAGAUAAGAUAUUCAUAUUCUACUGAACCUAGUGCCUAUUGGAUUAUUCACUGCUAGUGUUUUAUGCCUUCUUCGGUCACUGAUCGUUUGGGCCACCGAUCUAAGUGGGAAUGAAGAGACAGAAUGUCAGAACGUUGUCACUCAUUGUGUGCACUUUUACUUACCUCCUAGUUGGGGCCGCCAUCUUCGACGCGCUAGAGUCGAAUAAUGAGUACGAGCAACGAGACGCGCUUCGGCACGUGGAGAGUAUUCUACUCCAAAAAUACAACGUUACCAAGGAAGACUAUAAAAUAUGGACUACGGUGAUGAUUAAGAAUGUUCCACACAAGUCUGGUAUACAGUGGAAAUUUGCCGGAGCUUUUUACUUCGCAACAACUGUAUUAACAACUAUAGGUUACGGUCACUCAACGCCAGCCACAUGGGGCGGAAAAACGUUCUGUAUGUUCUACGCCCUGGCGGGAAUCCCGUUAGGCCUAGUGAUGUUUCAGAGUAUUGGUGAGAGACUCAACACCUUCGUGGCCUACCUGCUAAAGACUGUUAAAAGGUGCCUAAAGAUGAAGAACACGGAAGUCACAGAGACUAACCUCAUCUGUCUAGUGUCCAUCCUGUCUACGUUAGUGAUGACCACAGGGGCUGCAGUCUUUUCCUGCUAUGAACACUGGAAUUAUUUCGAUGCUUUCUACUACUGCUUCAUCACGUUAACGACGAUAGGCUUCGGUGACUACGUUGCUCUACAGAAAGAAAGCGCCCUUCAAAGCAAACCCGAGUACGUGGCCUUUAGCUUAGUGUUUAUUCUUUUCGGCCUCUCCGUGGUGUCUGCUGCCAUGAAUCUGUUGGUGCUUCGUUUCCUCACAAUGAACACCGAGGACGAGCGAAGAGACGAGGCAGAAGCUCAAUCGGCAGCUCAAGAAGCCGUGCGCCUCGAGGGUGACGUCAUUACGGCUAACGGCAGUAUAAUUUCCGGUCAUGGGCCCGAUGCAUCCGAUUCUGAUGACGCUACUUCCGUGUGUUCGUGCACGUGCUACUCACUAAAACGAACGCCAAAACACAGACAUUCCCUGCGAUCGUCUAGCAGCGGGAAAAACUUUCAUUUGUACCCCAUGCAGGUGCUAAGUGAUUCGGAUAAUAGGGAAGACGUCUUCAAUUCGAUUAAUGUUGAUGUAGACUCUAGUCUUUUUUAUACACUGGAAGAGUAUAAACAAAAACGAGCCUCCAUCUGACAUAGGGAGUCUUAAAUGUAAUAAUUUAAAGUGUAUUUAAAUUAUUUAAGAACGAUCCGUCUGCUUAAUUCUUCUGAAAAAGACAGAAACAGAUAUCUAAACAAACAUACAUAUAUAUAUAUAUGAAUUUUGACAACCGCAUUGUUAGUUUUAUAAUUAAACAGCUAUAAUAAUGACAGCACUAUCGAUUUUUUUUGUUAUACACCUUUUAAGGAAUACCAUAAUUAAGUCGAAUAUUUAUAUUGUUCAUAUCUUCAACAUCAUCUCGUGCGUAUUAGGAUGUACAGUAGCGUCUUAGGUGGCAGAGAAUGAGACUUAGCAGUAACAUGUGUGUCCUAUUUUAAUACGAUCGAUAAAAAUUUAAAUCGUGUCCUUCUCUACUGGCCCAGUAGGGGUUUCCAGUAAGAUGGCAUGAUUUAAAUGCUAUUAUACACACAACUUACAUACCGAAAUCUGGCUUCAGGUGUGGUUGGUCUAGUAACCAGCGUGUCUGAACUGUGAUUCAAAGGGUUCGUGGUUCCCGUCCCUUUGCUGCAAAAACUCUUUACAUUAUUUGGGACCGUAAGUGUGCUGCUAUUCGGUCAGACAUAGAGUGGAUGGUAAGUGACCUGUGCUCAGAUAGCCCACGUGCAGGUUUGCCCCCCCCCCCCAAAAAUCAAAACAAACUAGAAACCUAUACUGUAGCAGUAAAGAGCAGUGUGAUUUAAAUUAUCAUUGCUUUCUUGUUACUACUAAACAAAUCAUCUGGUUGGGUUAUCGAUUUCGUCCGUAAACAGCACUGUAAGACUGUAAUAGGACUACAAUGGUUCUAACAAUGUUUUUUCUGUGAUGUUUUUAAACGCCAGGGCAGCCCAAGCAUGAAAGCUCAUUUGGCCUCAUUGUGUAACUAAGCAACGCUGUGGAUUUUUAAGAUGUUUUGAAGAGAUGAAUUUUAUUCUAUCUCUUUACGGGUUUUUUAAUGGUGGAUUAUAUCGAGUACAUUUUAUCUGACCAAGACAAAGUCAGCAAGGCUUUUCGAACAAUUCGCGAGGUCGCCAGGUCAGCUGGGAGGGUCACAAUGGUAAAGCGCACGCAAAGAGUCAUGCGUUUAAAAAAAACAUUAUCAUGACUAUUUUGGAGUUUCUUAACAGCGAUAUUUCUAUACAGGUAGGUCAACAUAGUUUGUUUUUUUUUUUUUGUUUUUCAACUGAGCAGUUGCUCUUAUUUAACUAGUUUUAUAGGCAAAAUAGGGGCAGCGUGGCCUACUGUUUAGAGUUUUGGACUAGUAGUUGGAAGGUUGCAAGUUUUAGGUUUUCUCGCGACAUGCUGUUUUGUUCUUGAGCAAGACACCUUGUGCCAGUUUUUGCGGUCUAUACGGCUGUAUGAUUGGUAAAAGUGUAUGUAUGGGAUGGACUGCGAUGGACUGGCAUCUGGUCCAGGAAAAAAUUAUCACAAUUUUCAUCUGCUUGUGCCAUUGAAACCGGAGUUCAACAAUGGCUCAUAUUUGCUGAGCAGAUAUGGAAUGGCUUUAACUUGACAGCCAAAAACAUUUGAGUGAGAGACGUAAUGAAUCGGCUGUAUAUAUAUAUAUAUCUAUUUUGGCAUUCAUAUUUGAAUUUACACUAGCUUUCUAAUUCCUAAAGCUUAUACAUAUAUAUAUAUCACAAUUUCAAUUUCACUUUUGUGGACAAAUUCUCAGACUUUCCUAGUCAGCACAAACAAGGAAAAAUCGAAAAUUCUUUAAAAUAAACAAAAGAAUCUCGUAAAAAUUUACUUUGAUAUGUAAAGUUCAGUCUAACUUAUUUGAACAUACUUUAUGUUUCAAUAUUGAGCCGAGUAUUUGUUUUUAUUUUAAAUUUUUUCCACAUGUUCUUCUUUCCAAUCUUCAGUAAAGUUUUGUGUUUUCACUUCAUUAAAAGCAAAAUAUACAAAAUUCAAUCAUAGUGACAUAUAUUUCCAAAUUUCUACUUUGAAAUAGUUUUUUUUUACUACUUUAAAAAUAUUUAGCCUGCAAGUUAUAUUUAUUAAAGAAACAUAAAAACAUGAUGUUUAUGUAUUGUAUUACUAAAUUUCGAAAUAAGUCUUAAAAAUAAUGAACACAUUUUUUCACCAAUUUCUAUUAUUUUUUUUCGACCCAUGAAAAUGAGAAAUUAUGUUAAAUGACUGAAUAUGUAAACUAUGAUUAUUUGUUGCACUAUGCGACCAGUGAUAUGAUAAAGAAGAGAUGUAAUUUAAAAUUUUUCUAAUAUUUCUGAAUGAGCUUAUCAUUUUCUCGAAUUUAUUUAAGUAAUGAAGUACUGCCUUUAUCGUCGAAUAAUGUAAUGAUAAUUUCACUUGAAGUUCCUUUUUGAUUUCAGGCUUACUCUUAGCUACUAUUAAAAUUGUUUUUUAUUUUUUCAUGAAACCGUUUUUAUCAGUGUGCAUCGUUAUUCUAAGAGUAUAAGUAUUUAUUUCAGAAGAAUGUACAGACGCUUACGAUAAUCUUUUAUAGGUAGGUGAGUAUAAUAAAUAUGACGAUACGUUGUAGAUUAUCUCUUUACAAGACGAUUAUACUUCUUUACUAAAAUUGAUAAUCCGAUGGAUUGCCGUUUCUGUACGGAUGAUGUAAAAAUAUCUGCUUGUCAAGAAAUAUAAACAUA